CAAAGUUUACAAAACUUCCGCAUUGGCAGAUAGUGCAACUGGUAUGUAGUGAACUAUUACAAAAAUGGAACCUGCCGAUAUUGAAGAAAGUACGCGAAAACUUGAGGAAUGUCUGAAUACUUUUAUUGACCAUGUCGAGAAACUUCGCAAUGAGGACGAUCCAUCAGGGGACGGAUUUACCAGGGAGUUCAGGGACAUUCGAGAGUUGGGCAUGCUCCACCGGGAAGAAAAUACGUUCCCAUCAGAGGAGGGGAGAAAGUCGUUUAACAUUAAGAAAAACAGAUACAAGGAUAUACUGCCAUAUGAUGAGUAUCGGGUGAGACUGAAUGAAAUACCGGGAGACGAGGGGUCAGACUAUAUCAAUGCCAGUUUUAUACAGGACCAGUUUGGAACUGAUUGUUACAUCGCGAGCCAGGGUCCAGUGGAGAAGACUGUGAAUGACUUCUGGAGGAUGAUCCUGCAGUACAAGGUCAAGGUCAUUGCCAUGGCCUGCAAACUCGUUGAGGCGGGACGGAAAAAGUGUGAGCAGUAUUGGCCGGACCUGAAGGGGAAAACAGAGGAAUUUGGAGACAUAUCAGUUACCUUGAUCUCUGAGGAUGAAAUGGAGGUGAACUGUAUGAUCAGGAAGUUAGAGGCUUCUCAGGCUGGUGGCCCUCCUGUCACCGUCACCCAGUUUCACUACACAGGCUGGCCCGACCACGGGAUACCCAACGACUUUGAUGUCAUCCUCGAGAUGAUGGCGGAGAUGCGUGAAAUCAAGCGGAAUGACCCGGAUAAGGCCCCCAUGGUUGUUCAUUGCAGUGCUGGUUGUGGGCGUACGGGAACCAUUUGUGCCAUAGACUACGCCUGGGAUGUCUUGAAGACAGGGAAGAUGGAUAGAAGCUUCUGUCUGAACACCCUGGUGAAACAGAUGAGAGAACAGCGACCCUCCAUGAUACAGACUCAUGAGCAGUACAUGAUGGCACAUGUGACAGUACAGACAUUGUUCCAGAAACACCUGGACCUGAUGGAGGACCACGUAUACGGCAACAUUGACUUUGGGGAGCAGGAAGACUCAGAAGAUGCCCGGCCCCGGAAGAGCUCUGUUCUGACACAGGACAUUGAAAGCACAGUUAAAAACAUCACUCACCCACCGGAGAUGUCUCUGAAGGAAUCUGAGGAUGACAUGCUACACCUCCCGGCCCCCCUGGCACCCAUCCAAGCCCCUGGGUCUCAUCCCAACCCUGUUGCAGUCCAGGAGCAUCUACCAACAUCACCCAAACCUGCUCUCCCAAAGAAGCCCAUGGAUGUAGGCCCAGCUAUUUCCAGCGGUCCCUUCAACAAGGAAGCGGAAAGGGAAAAACCAGAAGGCGGGGGUAUGAGGAGAGAGAACCAGCGAUCGUUCAAGGUGGAGAAAAUACAGAACAUACCCAGCCAAAAAGAUGACCCAAAGGUUGAGAUGAGAUAUCUAGGUAGUAUAAACAAGGAGGAAAAUUCCCAAGAAAAACAUCUAUCAUUUCCACCUUCUGAAACUGGCAAACAAGAUCUGCAAAGUAGGAAACAAAUGUUUGAAAAACCUGAUACAGGUAAACCAGAGCCUAUGACACAAAAACCAAAGCUCUCUCCCAAAAACUCUGUUGAUAGGAAUUCCAACUCUGUGAUAUACCCAGGCCCUACACUACACAAACAAAACACCUUGCCCAGUGCAAGUGCCAGUGACAAUAACAAAUCAAGUAUAAAAAAGACCCAAAGUGUUGAUCAAAGUGGUGCUGGGUCGCCCAUGUUUAAGACAGUACUAACAGUAGGUGGAGAAGCUUCUAAAACUGGCCUCUUAAAAACCAAAUCUGCCCCAGGUCCGCCAGCAGCGUCAGGCUCUACCAUGGGCUUGAAGAAAACCAAUACCUUGCCAGCAAAGGCAUUCAAUCCAUUCAUAGACCAGCCACAGUCCAGUGUCUCACCAGACACCACUGUCACUAAAAACGAUGUCUACUCCCUGGCCAGGGACAGGAAUGAUUACUCAGCUGUCUCCAACUACAGCUCAGGUGUCAGUUCUACACAAUCCACAAUGCAAUCAACUUCAGCAAAGCCAUACUCAGACCUGGCUAACUACAGUUCUUUGGGGUCUGCUGAAAACAAUAACAGACCUCAAGUGGCUAACAGUGGUCGCAUACACAGUGGAUCUACUGGCAGCAACCCAUACAGCUAUGCUGCUGACAGUGUUGCAUCCAGCCCUGGUCAGCCCCAGCCUAAGCCUGCAGGCACUGAGUACUCAUAUGCCCAGGAGAUCACAGACAAUGUUUAUGCAGAAGUAGACAGGUCCAAUAACACCCAUACCCAGAAGCCCAAACUAGGUGACGCUGUGUAUGAAUCUGUGGAUUACAGCCCGGACCAAAUGGGCAAGACAGGGCCACCCCCAAUCCCUGACCGCAAUUACCAAGACGAUGAGCAGACGUCAAAUACCGGUGAUUCAUCGAGCAAAAUGGGGAAAAUCACGAGUGCAUUCAAAAACUUGGGAGGAAUGAUAUCUGGAAAAAGCGCGAACACACCACAAGACAGCACGAACACCACUGAUGUGCCAGGAUUUGGAAAACGGAUAGGGAAAAAGCCAAAGGGUAAAAAGGAUCAACCUAAGGCGUGGAAAAAAACGUAAUAGAUGAAAUAGAUGUAAUACAUAUAAUAGAUGUUAUACAUGAAAUACAUGUAAUAGAUGUAAUGGAUGAAAUACAUAUAAUAGAUGUUAUACAUGAAAUACAUGUAAUAGAUGUAUACAUAUAAUAAAUGUUAUACAUGAAAUACAUGUAAUAGAUGUAAUAGAUGUAUACAUGUAAUAGAUGUUAUACAUGAAAUACAUGUAAUAGAUGUAAUAGAUGUAUACAUAUAAUAGAUGUUAUACAUGAAAUACAUGUAAUAGAUGUUAUAGUCAAAGUGUAAUAGAGCAAGCAUUAUAAAUAGUUAUAAGAAAAGUACUCAAAAUAUUGUAUUAUAGUAAUGUUGAAUUUAUUAAUAUUAUUUUGCAAAAUUGUUACAUAUUAUGUCAUGCAAUUUCCAAGGGAUCAAUAAACAAUGUUGCAAGAUGAGAUAUCGUUGCCAUGGCAUUAUAAGGCAAAAUGGUUUUGUUCCAUAAAAUGAGAAAACUCUGAAUAAGUAGCUGGUUUGUUGGUGGUACCUUGUUGUUGAUUUUUGCUCAUUUUAAUGGGAUCCACGGAUUGUUUUGAUGCGCUUCAUUAGUCUUGUGUGAAAGUAUUUUAUAGAAAUAUGUACAUCAGAUUGCCAUACAUGUUACGCAAUUUUGUUUUAUGUUUGUGAUAUAUUGAAACAGAUUUAAAUGAAAGUAGAGCCUGUAAUGUUUCUCUCCAAAUGUUCUCUAUUAAUAAUAUCCUUUAAUCUUAUGAUAGCUAUUUAAGGUGGAUUACUGGUAGCCUUGUAAAUAGUUUGUCAUGUUUUAUGUUUGUGCUACUAUAGUCUUUCUACAUUUAACCAACUUUGUUAACAUAUGCUAUGGGAUUAUAUUUAAUAUUAUAUUUAAUUUUUUGUUGUUGUUGUUGUUGAUGUAUGUUUGUCGAAGAAAUUGAUCUGUUUCAAAUGCUGUUGAUCGACAUUAGAUCAGAGGCCAUAAUAACAAACAGUCUCAAGUCCAAGUCUAGCCUCAGACUCAGAAUAAAAGCACUUUAAUUUAAUUCUAUUUGUUGUCCAAAAAUAAAAGCGAAUAAAUGUACAAUUUCAAAUAGUUAUAACAUUUAGCAGCAUUCAUGUGCAUAACUCGACUAGAUAGAAAGUUACAAUGAAAUGAAGAUUUCCAGUUUUGCCACUUAAGUCUGAACUCAGACUUGAGAUUUUUCUUAAUCACAGCCCUUGAAUUUUAACAUAUAUGUAAAGAUUGAACAAAAAGAGAUUUUGGCACGUACAUUAAACAAACAUGUCAGGGUAUAUAGUUAGAUUAUAUGUAUUAUAUAAAUAAAUGGCGUCAUGCAUUGUAGGCAACCCAAUGAACCUUUGAAUAUAUUUCACUUACAAUGUAUUGUCAUUUAUACACUAUGUGUUAACAGUUUUCACAGCUAUUCUUUAAUGCACCACUUAUAGUCUAAUCCCUUGAAUUAUUUAUUUAAGGCAUGUUAUGUCAGACUGCUACCAGAUAAAGAUUAGAAUAAAUUCUUUAAUAUUCGACAAAGAAUUAUUUGUUUAAAAUCAUACUUGAAGUCUGAAGUCAGGCCUCUUUUGAUGUUUUCUCUACAUUUUCCAUCUUUAUUGAAAAACAGAUUUCAUAAAAACAUGGCACGGCAUGUCUUGGCACCCCUGAUUUCAUCCAAAUGUCUGCUUGUGUUUGUUUUCUUUGAGACAUUUAUCUAUAACUUUCACAUUAUUUUUAUUUAUGUUAAAAAGCAAUUAUACAAAAGGAUGUCUGAGAGUUGUGUACAUGUAUAUGAUGUAUGAUACACUCUUUGUGAUGAUUUCGUUUAAAUUAUUAAUUAAGGCUGUGUGGCACUCUAAAAUGGGUGGGUGAAAUUUAGGUACCAGCCUAAUUUAGGUAGCCUAAUUUAGGUACCAGCCUAAUUUAGGUUCUCAACCAAUGCUGUUGAUAUUACUUUGAAUCUAUAUUUCAAUCUUUAUUAUCUACAUUGUAUGUGUAAGUGUUUUUAAAAUGCAAAACACAUAUGAAAUAAAAAACCUUGCAUCAACUGAUCUAAAAGAAUGUAACCUUAAAUUUUACAAAGCAUUCCAUGUAAUCAUUCCCCAAGAAAGUGGACCAUAUUUGUUUAAUGUGUUAGUAUUCAUAACUAUAUAUUUACACCUCAACUUCCAUUCCUUAAAUGAACGUCAUUUCGGCAAUUGCGUUCAUCAAUCGAUGAACAUCUUCAGAUAUGAUCGGAUCGCAAUUCAUUGCAUAACAAUAUACAUGAAAAAUAUUUGUCUUGUUAUUGUUUGUAUUGUGUCAGAAGGUCCCGUAAAAUAUAAAUAAACAUUUUAGGAAGUGUUAGUUUUUUAAAUUUUAAAUGUGUAGUUGCCAUAACUGUUUGAUUUUUACGUUUAAAAGUGGUUUGGUCGAUCUUUUCCCGCGAUAUUGUGACGUCAUAUAAAAAAAUGCUUCCGGUCGUUCUUUUUACAGAAUGGGUAGGGCUUACUGAAAAGUUUUUUUUAAAUGAAAUUAAGUAUUUUUAACAUUUCUUGAAUGAAAUAAUGAACUAUUGGUGUAAAUAUAAGUAAUGAAUUGCGGGCUUGAUGUCAUUAUCGGGGAUAUGAACGCAAUUGGGCUGGUCAAAGUACUCGUGGAGUUCUUUGGACUCCACACACUUUGACCAGCCCAAUUGCGUUCAUACCCUGAAAAUGACAUCAAGCCAAUUCAUUCCUUAAUUACACUGUGUGUUUAACUUGACUUUAAGAGUAACAGAGAGCUGGUUCUCUUUAAAGAAAACAAAUUGUGUUUCUUUUAUGAUUAUUAUUUAAUACUUAUUCAUGGACAUCAUGAACAUCAUUGUGUUUAAGAUUCAUUACAUUGUCAAAUAAUUAUGUUAAAAAAGUAUUUUUUAGUUUAUAUGAGAUGUCAAAAAGUUAAAUCAGUUACUGCAGUUGGAUUGCUUAUUUUUUUAAAUGUGUGCUAGUUGUUUGUAGUGACAUGUCUGAAUUUCAAUGUUUUUUUGGGGUGAUUUUUGAUUUACCUUUUUUCUGUCAUUGCAGUGUUAACAUGAUUUUAUAAACAUUAAUUUGAGCUUGUCAAAUAUCAUUAAUACAUUCCAAGAUCCAUUUAUCAAGCAUGUGUGUUAUGUGGCUUCCUGAUUGCAUGAAUUUAAUAUGGGGUUGAAAACCACAUAACUUUGUAAAUGGUCAUUUAUAAAUAUCCAUUACUGUCAUUAAAAUUGAUUAGAUACUUUAGACAUUUUUACAUGUACAUGAACAUAUCAUGACUUCCUUACUGUUCAUAUCACUUCUCCUGCGUUCACCUUUCACAAAGCUUACAUUAUACCUCUCUUAAAGGUUUCAGCCUUGAUUUGCUAGUUAUAUACAUGUACACAAUACAGUGGAAACUACAGGGGCUAGCCUAGGCCAAAAGCAAUGGUUUGGUUAGGGUUACAUCCUUUACAAAAAUGGGUAGGAUGGUAGGCUUUUUAUUAUCAUUCAUAUAUAAUACAAUUUCAUCAUUCGAGUUUGGUGUUUGAGUAAUUUUCUGUAUAAAGAGUUCAAUGUUUAAAAAAAUAUAUAUAUUCAUUUUUUUACCAACUGACUAUAAAAAUGGUAUGGUUGGUGCCUGUUUUAUAGGUAGGGCCAGGUAACCUGAACCAAAUGUAUUUUUAGGCCCUUGUGGCCACACACACAGCCUACACAUGCAACAACACAUGACAGCCCACACAUGCAACAACACAAGACAGCCUACACAUGCAACAACAACACAUGACAGCCCACACAUGCAACAACACAAGACAGCCUACACAUGCAACAACAACACAUGACAGCCUACACAUGCAACAACACAAGACAGCCUACACAUGCAACAACAACACAUGACAGCCCACACAUGCAACAACACAAGACAGCCUACACAUGCAACAACAACACAUGACAGCCCACACAUGCAACAACACAAGACAGCCUACACAUGCAACAACAACACAUGACAGCCCACACAUGCAACAACACAAGACAGCCUACACAUGCAACAACAACACAUGACAGCCUACACAUGCAACAACAACACAUGACAGCCUACACAUGCAACAACAACACAUGACAGCCCACACAUGCAACAACACAAGACAGCCUACACAUGCAACAACAACACAUGACAGCCUACACAUGCAACAACAACACAAGACAGCCUACACAUGCAACAACAACACAUGACAGCCCACACAUGCAACAACACAAGACAGCCUACACAUGCAACAACAACACAUGACAGCCCACACAUGCAACAACACAAGACAGCCUACACAUGCAACAACAACACAUGACAGCCUACACAUGCAACAACAACACAUGACAGCCUACACAUGCAACAACAACACAUGAGUCUACACAUGCAACGACAACACAUGCAACAAUGCAGAACAGCCCACACAUGCAACAACACAAGACAGCCCACACAUUCAACAACACAAGACAGCCUACACAUGCAACAACACAAGACAGCCCACACAUGCAGCAACUCAGGACAGCCCACACAUGCAACAAAACAAGACAGCCCACAUGUGCAACAACACAAGACAGCCCACACGUGCAACAACACAAGACAGCCCACACGUGCAACAACACAAAACAGCCCACAUGUGCAACAACACAAGACAGCCCACAUGUGCAACAACAGAAGACAGCCCACACAUGCAACAACACAAGAUAGCCCACACAUGCAACAACACAAGACAGCCCACACAUGCAACAACACAGGACAACCCACACAUGCAACAACACAGCCCACCAUGCAACAACACAGGACAGCCCACAGGUGCAACAACACAGGACAGCCCACAGGUGCAACAACACAAGACAGCCCACAUGUGCAACAACACAAGACAGCCCACAGGUGCAACAACACAAGACAGCCCACACGUGCAACAACACAGGACAGCCCACAGGUGCAACAACACAGGACAGCCCACACAUGAAACAACACAGCCCACACGUGCAACAACACAAGAGAGCCCACACGUGCAACAACACAAGACAGCCCACAGGUGCAACAACACAAGACAGCCCACACGUGCAACAACACAGGACAGCCCACACGUGCAACAACACAGGACAGCCCACACGUGCAACAACACAAGACAGCCCACACGUGCAACAACACAGGACAGCCCACAUGUGCAACAACACAAGACAGCCCACACGUGCAACAACACAAGACAGCCCACAGGUGCAACAACACAAGACAGCCCACACGUGCAACAACACAGGACAGCCCACAGGUGCAACAACACAGGACAGCCCACACAUGAAACAACACAGCCCACACGUGCAACAACACAAGAGAGCCCACACGUGCAACAACACAAGACAGCCCACAGGUGCAACAACACAAGACAGCCCACACGUGCAACAACACAGGACAGCCCACACGUGCAACAACACAGGACAGCCCACACGUGCAACAACACAAGACAGCCCACACGUGCAACAACACAGGACAGCCCACAUGUGCAACAACACAGGACAGCCCACACAUACAACAACACAAGACAGCCCACACGUGCAACAACACAGGACAGCCCACUCAUGCAACAAUACAAGGCAGCCCACAUAUGCAACAAUACAGGACAGCCCACUCAUACAACAAUACAAGACAGCCCACACAUGCAACAACACAGGACAGCCCACUCAUGCAACAAUACAGGACAGCCCACACAUGCAACAACACAAGACAACCCACACGUGCAACAACACAGGACAGCCCACUCAUGCAACAACACAAGACAGCCCACACAUGCAACAACACAAGACAGCCCACACAUGCAACAAUACAGGACAGCCUGCACAUGCAACAAUACGGGACAGCCCACACAUGCAACAAUACGGGACAGCCUGCACAUGCAACAAUACGGGACAGCCUGCACAUGCAACAACACAGGACAGCCCACACAUGCAACAACACAGGACAGCCCACACAUGCAACAACACAGGACAGCCCACACAUGCAUCAGACCACCUCUCUUAUGUUUGCUUUUGUUUCAUAUUUUUUUCUUGUUAAUAUUUUUGAGUGUCUAGUUAUGAAAUGUUUGUUGUUAUGUUGCUAAUUGUAAAGAUCAUUUUUUAUACUAUUUUUCUACAUAUUUUAUACAUGUGAUUUUUUUAUCAAUAAAAUAUUCUUGUUGCUUU
This is a messenger RNA of Mya arenaria, 8784 nucleotides long. Its product is annotated as tyrosine-protein phosphatase non-receptor type 12-like. Gene Ontology annotation, cellular component: cytoplasm; nucleus. Gene Ontology annotation, molecular function: non-membrane spanning protein tyrosine phosphatase activity. The coding region runs from base 65 to 2629 and encodes 854 amino acids. Gene Ontology annotation, biological process: peptidyl-tyrosine dephosphorylation. The transcript has 16 exons. Lineage: Eukaryota; Metazoa; Mollusca; Bivalvia; Myida; Myidae. The record is from RefSeq and is a predicted model, not a curated record.